Messenger RNA from Xiphias gladius (swordfish), 4591 nucleotides. RefSeq names its product heart development protein with EGF-like domains 1 (gene heg1). The transcript is spliced from 15 exons. Lineage: Eukaryota; Metazoa; Chordata; Actinopteri; Istiophoriformes; Xiphiidae. The record is from RefSeq and is a predicted model, not a curated record. Gene Ontology annotation, molecular function: calcium ion binding. Gene Ontology annotation, biological process: heart development. Bases 164 to 3175 code for a protein of 1003 amino acids.
CCGAGCAGCGGUUCUCCUCCGGACCUGUACCGGGAUUUAUUUAAUUCUUUUGAAACUUCACUAAAAGCCGACGCGCCCCUCCCAUGGUGUCCCCGGGACACUCCCCCGGCAUUCACUCGAAUUUACGGAAACUAUCGGCGACCGUUUUGGGGUCUUGAAAAUCAUGGAAACGUGGUUUCUGAAUCACGUCCUCGGGCUGUCCCUGUCGGUCCUCCUGCUGGGUCUGCCGGGGCCCCUCGGGGCAGGGACCCCCAGUAGCAACAGCUCGGACCCCGCAACGGCGGGGUUUUCUUCCUCCGCCGCCACCGAUGAACUCCGUGCGAUGGGACACAACGAAACUUCCACUUCAUACUCCAGCGAGAGUUUAUCACCAUCACAGAGGAACCUCCUGCUCACACGCACUGCCGAAACGCACGCUGCCACUGCGGGGAACUUCGACACUGAGCAGACUCAAACCUUCACAGAAACAAGCAGCAGAUCACUAGAGACCACCAGGCUGUCUACUGAGCCGCUCACCUCCACCCUUGUUGUAGCCACCACUGAGAGCAGCAGCAGCAGCAGCAGUAGCAGUAGUAGUAGUAGCAGCAGCAGCAGCAGCAGCAGGGACUGGAAGGACAUCGUUAGCACAGACCAGGUGCCGGACGUCUCCCAUGCUGUAUCCUGGGACGCCAGGUCCUGGAUGUCGACAGAGGAUGCCAGCCUGCCCCAGGACAGCCCAGACAGCACUCUGUCGCUGGGGGAUACCACAGCCUUGGUGUCGGAGACAGCCGUUCACACCGACCGCACCUACACUUCCACCACCGUAAGCCGAGCUGGGGAGAGGACCCUGCUGUCUGUCACCUCCUCCUCCAGUAACAGCACCUCCUCUGUAUUUACAGAGGACUCCAACUCCCAUCAGUCCCCCUCUACCUGGGGUACAGAGACUGAGGACUACACCCACAGUGCGCUGUCCACUAGGACUGACAGCAGGGGCACAACAGACCAGCAAAUAACUCAAUCCUUUAAGGUGGUGGUUUCAGAGACUGGGAGCCCAGCGGGGUCCAGAGGAACCCAGAGUUUAACUGGACCACCUAAUGCCACCCAGCAUCAGCAUACCUCAGCGUCUGAGGAGACCUCCGACUCGACACCACCUCUCAGAGUGACAGAGCUCAGCACUGACCAAUCUGAAGUGUCGGUUUCUUCCACACCUCCUGUCACCUCAGCCGCAGGAAGUCCUACCAACGUCUCAGGGACAGACCUGGAUUCAGGCUCUAAUGUUGGAACCUCCACGGAGUCUUCCACAGCAAGCCACAGCUCCAGCACUCAGAACCAGGGGAGCACAGAGUGGCUGUCAUCCCACACCGGAGAGGACAGCAUCGGCUUGGGGCUGACCACAGCGCCCCCUACAGUCAGUAGCUAUACAUCUAAAAUGGACGGCUCUCUGACCGACACACCAGUGAUGGUUACUGAGAUCUCCCUCACAACCACACCUGUUCCUGUUACAGAAAGAUCACAGAUUACAGAGGAAGACACAGUCAGAGCCUCUGCCACCACCACCAACCCCCCCACCAGCACCACCCAAACCACCUCUCCUCUACCCGCAACCUCAUCCUCCACGUUCAGCAGCACCAGUAGCAGCUCAACUGCAGAGGUACACCCUGAGACCAACAUCCCAUACACUACACCUUCCACCACAGCUUCCACCCUGGCCCUGCAGACCUCUACAGUGCACCCAACUUACCGUGUGUCACCGAGCCAAACCCAGGGGGCCUCAACUGGACUCGCCCAUCCCACAAACGUCACCACCCUGCAGAUAGAAACAAGCACAGGCACUCUGGGAGUUACCACCCCUCAUAGCCAGUACAUCACCACCACCUACGCCCACAGCACCACAACCAGGAGUACAGAGGUUCUGCACACCACCGGGAAACAGACAGACAGGGGAACCACAGCGCUGGUGGUGACACCAUCACCCACUGACAUCCGGCCCACCAAGGCACAACCACCACCAAGAAACCCCUGUGUGUCCAACCCUUGUAUGAACGGAGGGAUGUGUGUCAGCUAUGAAGGGCAUCACUACACCUGUCACUGUCAGCAGGCAUGGACAGGACCGAACUGCAACCAGGACAUCAAUGAAUGUGAGAGGGACCCCUGCCCACUUGGCUCCACGUGCGUGAACACACGAGGCUCCUUCAGCUGUGAAUGUCCCAUUGGCUUAGACCUCGAGGACGGACGUACCUGCACCACAGCAAAGACAUUUCUGGGAACUUUCAGUAUUAACAGACUGCCACACGACCCUGUUAUAUUCAAGAGCGCCACCGUGCAUGAGAUCCAGAGAGAGAUUAUUCAGCUGCUCAAUGCCUCAUUGUCAGUCUUUCAAGGUUACAGCCGCUCAACUCUGAGUAAGAAAGAGGAGGACGGGGUUCGUAUCUCAGCUGUGAACAUGUUUUCUGUCUCCACUGAUGUGACGAGUGCUGAAGUCUACAACAGCAUCCAGAUGACUCUCAGCAACUGCAGCUCCUCGUUGGCCCACUGCCGCAUGGUCCUGCACCACCAGCUCACUUAUCACGUGGAGAGUCUGUGUGUGGCUCAGAAGACCCAGUGUGAUACAGAGCGCUCCAGCUGCACAGACAGCAGUGGCACAGCCUACUGCCGGUGUCUUCAAGGAUACUACAAACACAAUCCCGACGACUCGUCCUGCCUUAGAUGUGGGGAUGGCUACAAGCUGGAAAACGGCACCUGUGUCCCGUGCAUGUUUGGAUUUGGAGGAUUCAACUGUGGAAAUUUUUACAAGCUGAUUGCAGUGGUGGUGUCACCUGUGGGGGGCAUCCUGCUCCUCGUCCUCGUCAUCGCUCUAAUUGUUACCUGCUGCAAAAAAGAUAAGAAUGACAUCAAUAAGAUCAUCUUCAAGAGUGGAGACCUGCAGAUGUCUCCUUAUGCUGACUUCGCCAAAAAUAACCGCAUAUCCAUGGAGUGGGGCAGAGAGACCAUAGAGAUGCAAGAGAACGGCAGCACCAAGAACCUGCUGCAGAUGACUGACAUUUACUACUCUCCCGCACUGCGUAACUCAGACCUGGAGAGAAAUGGCCUAUACCCGUUCCCGGGUCUGCCGGGCUCUCGCCACUCCUGCAUCUACCCCGCGCAGUGGAACCCCUCCUUCAUUAGUGACGAUUCGCGAAGAAGAGACUACUUCUGACUGCCCCACCUUGAAUGAACACCCACACACACACACACACACACACACACACCCUCAGAAACUCGUGUGUCAUGACGGUUUUUAUUACAGUUUUUAUCACAUGCUAAUGUGUGAGUCUCACUGUUUUUCAAAACCCAUUUGGCCAUCUGCAUUCAGGGCUGCACAUUAAUUAUGUAAAUGUGCAUAUAUUCUUCUGUGUGUGUGGGUGUGUCUCAAUAUUAUGGAAGAACACAUUUUUGCAAGUAAAAUGUGUUCUUGUGUGUCUAUUUCAGUAUUUUUUGCAUUUUUCACCUCAUUUACUUCAACUCACAUGUACUUUACAUCGCUGCAGUGGAUGUUAAAGAUUGUUUAAUGUGGUUGUUAAACGAUUCUCCUUUAAUUCACUGUCUUUGCAGACACUUGAAAUGUGCUUAGGGUAGGCAAUUCACUAGCGUAAACAUCAUGCCUGGCAAUGCAGUGCAGAUUUGCUUGGGGGAAAAAAGCAUUAAUGCACCAUGAUAAAUAAAAGAAGAAAUGAUGUUCACUGUGUUCACCCACUGUGCUCACAGAAAUGAGUGUGAUAUACUGGCUGCCAGCAAUUUGGGAAAUAACAUUUCACUUAAAUUGAUGUAGUAGUAAUGUAAACUACCUGCGAUGUGUAGCAAAUAGACUAGAACGUGCAAAAACAUUGAUACUUUAAGGUCCUUUAAGUGCUGAUAUGUGGAGAUGUGUGUGUCACUGCUGUGAUGUGGAAAUAAUCAGUUUCCCUCGUAUGGAUGGAACAUGACAAUAACGAACCACUGAAGGUUGCACAAAGUUCGGUUUUACACCAACGUAAACCGAGGAACGACUUCGUAAUCCGAUGCUAAUGUUUAUUUAUUCCCUGUAUGUCUAAAUCCUUGACAUGUAGCAUGAUGGACAUCUCAUUCAUACUCACUGACAGACUUUAGAGGGAUAGACCUGUGGCUUUAAAUAUGUGUGUGUGUGUGUGUGUGUGUGUGUGUGUGUGUGUGUGUGUGUGUGUGUGUGUGUGUGUGUGUGUGUGUGUGAGAGAGAGAGAGAGCAAGCGAGUGUGUGCAUAUCUCUUAAGUAUUGGUGUUUUGCGAGAUGUAUGCGGGUAUGUGUGAGGAAUAAUUAUCUGCAUACCAGAAUGAUCAUAACUGUUGACGAGUGUUUGAAUGUGAAGAUGUAUCAUAAUUAGCUAUUUCUGACACGGAGUAUUAUUUUUAUGAGUAUUUUCUUCCUUUGUGUUUGUAUGAUCUGUUGAUUCUGGCGUUUUAGUCAGACGCGCUUAUUUAAAUAAAAAUAUUGCACAGCAUUUUGUCUCUGACAAAAUUAUCUUUGAAUUUUUUUUAAAUCCUUGAAGUUUUUAUUCUGUUGAUGACACAUGCUGUAUUGUAGCUAUUAGAGCUUGAGUCCAUAUUGUUAAAAAUGAAA